Alligator sinensis (Chinese alligator) is the source of this 1705-nucleotide messenger RNA. It is a transcript of the gene SNAPC5, whose product is annotated as small nuclear RNA activating complex polypeptide 5. The record is from RefSeq and is a predicted model, not a curated record. The transcript has 2 exons. The annotation marks the transcript as partial. Gene Ontology annotation, biological process: transcription initiation at RNA polymerase III promoter; transcription by RNA polymerase II. Gene Ontology annotation, cellular component: nucleus. NCBI's taxonomy places the organism in Eukaryota, Metazoa, Chordata, Crocodylia, Alligatoridae.
CCUCCCCCCGCCCCCGCCCCCCCCCCGGGCUGGGGUCAGGAUCAGGAUCGGGCCCGCCGGCCCAGCGCUGAGGGUGCCCCGUUGCAGGUGGAGGAGCUGGCGCUUCGCUCCAUGAUCAGCUCGCGGGAGGAGCUCGUCACCGUCUCGUCCUCUGCCGUCGCCGCAGACGAGGCGCAGAAGGCUCUUGGGCAGAUGGACAACGAGGCUGCUAUCAAUCAAACUGAAUUGCAGUUAAGUAUUCAAGAGCUUGAGGAGGAAGAGGAAGAGGAGGAGGAGGAGGAGGAAGAAUUGGACUCCUGAAAGGGGAAGCGUGGGAAAUAAUUAGUCUCUUUAUCACGGACUCAGGAACAUCCCUAAUGUUCAAGCAAAACUUCCCAUCAGGGCUGGUUUUUGAGGGGGAGGGUGGGGGGCGGAGGGGGCCGGACGCAGAUCUGAACUACACGCACAACUGACUCGUGAAGAGCUCCAAGGAGGUUAGACGGAUGGCACAAGACAGCACACGCCAGGCAAAACCUUGUUCUGGGUGUAAAAAGAGUGGAAAGUUUUUGCACAAAUAUGUAGCAUGAUCCUUUUUACUUUUAAAAGCCUAACAUGGAGUUUACCAAGUGUUUGUAUAUAGUGGGAAAAAGUCCUUAGUCAAGUUAAAUUAAGUAGUGCACUAAAAGCAAUAACCUGUCCAACUGUAAUUCUUAUUGCUGAGAUUUAAUAGCAGAGCUCAGCAUUUCGCUGCUGAGCUAAUGGUACUGUAUAACCUCAUCUGCAUAGGCUGAGAAUUUUUUAACAUGCAGGAAGAAGGAAUGUGGUCCAAGACGGUUUUUGCAUGCUUGUUUGCAUCGGUGCAUUCUCAGCUGUGUGGAAAACUCAAUGUCGUACUCCCUACAAAUGUGACAGAAAUGAAGUAUUGGUGCAUUGGGAGCAGGAGCUAUUGCACUAGGGGCUCUGAAUGCCAGCUUCAUCCUGAGCCCGACAGCAAAGGAACCUCUCCGUAUCACUGGUGCUUUCCUCACGCUGCACUGUCAGCGUGAAUGCGAAGGUGAAGGAGACCAGUAUUUUUAAACCAGGUGCAAAUUGUAGAGUCCCAGGGAAGCUCCUGUUGAAGAGUAGCAGCCGGUCAGCAUCUACCUGUGCCCAGGUGGCAAAAGAAAAGCCACUUUACAACUUCUUCCCUGAACUGGGAUAACACUUAAACUAGGUUUGUCAUCCUUUUCCCAUAGCAAGUCUAACAUGUACUGGAGUUUUUCCAGCAGAGCUGUGCCUGGCAGGGGUAUGAAAAGAUAGCACCUGGCCUGGGGGGGGCCGGUCUACCAGCUGCCAGAGCUUGGCUCCGGUGGCAGAAAAUCGCCUGUCAUCAGUGUUGUCCUCACCGGGGAGUCUGACCGCUGUCAUGUAGCAGCCAACCUGGCAUGUAGCUUUAACUUAAUCUUUGUAAAGCCAUCUUCAGCUUCGGGAUUUGUACCAGAGGAAGUCUCUUGGGAUUGUUACUUUAGGAAGUGCAAGUUGAGCCCUUCCGGAAUCCUUGCAAUGUUAUGCUAAUCACUUAGUGUCACGUAUCGGCCAACAAAGCAUUUUCUCCUCUUCGAUGGCAUGCAGUUACAAGACUGAGGCAGCUGGUUGUUGUAUCAUCCCUUAAAUGGUUGUAUGGAAACAUAGAAAACCAAACCUGUACUGAUGCUGAUAAAAAUAGGAAAUAAAAUAGUAUCUUGAA